AUCAAACAUAACCUCUGUUUGACAUAAACAGUAAACACAGAUGGCAUACAUAGGCUGUAAUAGGCUUAGUGCAGGCUGUGGGACUAUUAUUCUAAAAAGUAAUUAGUAUGGUGAAGUGCUUGAAGAAAUUUUUCCAUAAAUCUGCAUAGAGAACUGGCUAUAGGAAUCAAUUUAUAAUUAAAAUAUCACAAUGUUUAAAUCCAUUCGUAUUUACAGCGGAUUGGUUUUAGCUGGUGUUAAGGAAUUAAAACUUUACAAUUAUGAUUUAUAUAACAUUAGAUUUGUUAGAAAUGUUCAUGCCAUGAACACCAAAACAGACAGAACAAACAGCUAUUAUAAAUUUUAUUUAGAAACACCAAAAAGUUUGUGUCAAUGUCCAUUUAGAAUAAGGUUUCAAUCAACUGCUUCUCGUUUGGAUAACGAUAAACUUUACCAAUUCCUAAAAAACAUAAAUGCUGAUGUCUUAAAUUCAAAAUUUAGUGUUAAUAAAAAUUCAUCGAUUUUUAAUUUAAUGGCAGAAAAGGAUAAACUUGAAGAUACAUUGAAACAGCUUGAGUCAAUGAAGGAAAGUGGAGGAAAAGAUGAAAAGGAGAUGUUGGAUUUAAUUGAAGACGAUUUAAUACAAUAUAAAAAUGAAUUAAACCAAGUUUACAAACAAAUACUUGACUGUCUCAUGCCAAAAGAGAACUUUGAAGACUGCAAUGACAUAGUGAUGGAAAUAUCACCUGGGGUCGGAGGCUCAGAAGCGAUGCUGUUUGCGAGUGAGCUGCGUGACAUGUACUGUGGCUUCUUAGAUUACAAAGGAUGGCAAUACUUCAUAGCAGAGAAUGAUGAAUCAGAUCUAGGAGGAGUGAGACACUGCAGCCUGCUAGUAUCUGGGCCAGAAGCAUACAAUGUGUUGCAGCAUGAAGCGGGUGUACACAGAGUACAGAGAGUUCCUGUGACAGAGCGCGGAGGCAGAGUACACACCAGCACCGUCAGUGUGGCAGUGCUACCACAACCCUCCGAUAUAGAAGUGAAUUUGAAAGAAACUGAUUUGAAAAUUGAGACCAAACGAGCAAGUGGAGCUGGUGGGCAACAUGUAAAUACAACUGACAGUGCAGUUCGAAUUACUCACAUACCAACAGGGAUUGUAGUUGAGUGCCAGUCGUGUCGGUCCCAGAUCCAGAACAAAACUACAGCUCUAAAGCGGCUUCAGGCUAAAAUCUAUGAAAGAGAACUCAAUCAAAUGGAUUCAGAUAUUCGUAAAAAAAGAAAAAUACAGAUCGGCACUAGUGCAAGAUCAGAAAAGAUAAGAACCUACAAUUUCAGAGACGAUAGGAUAUCGGAUCAUAGAAUUACUACUAAUCUCCACAACCUGAGACAGUUUCUGCAGGGAGGAGAGGCUCUCGAUGGUCUUCUCUGUGAACUUAGGACAUGGAGGCACAAUCUUAGAAUCCAACAGUUUAUCAGUAGUUUACCACCAUAGUAAUGUUCUAAUAAAUAUAUUAGAAUCUCUUGUUA
This is a messenger RNA of Homalodisca vitripennis (glassy-winged sharpshooter), 1503 nucleotides long. RefSeq names its product peptide chain release factor 1 (gene mRF1). Bases 191 to 1468 code for a protein of 425 amino acids. The transcript is spliced from 7 exons. Gene Ontology annotation, molecular function: translation release factor activity. Gene Ontology annotation, biological process: translational termination. The record is from RefSeq and is a predicted model, not a curated record. Lineage: Eukaryota; Metazoa; Arthropoda; Insecta; Hemiptera; Cicadellidae.